This is a messenger RNA of Cercospora beticola, 1424 nucleotides long. RefSeq names its product tetratricopeptide repeat protein. Gene Ontology annotation, cellular component: cell division site. Gene Ontology annotation, molecular function: protein binding. The record is from RefSeq and is a predicted model, not a curated record. Gene Ontology annotation, biological process: negative regulation of G2/M transition of mitotic cell cycle. NCBI's taxonomy places the organism in Eukaryota, Fungi, Ascomycota, Dothideomycetes, Mycosphaerellales, Mycosphaerellaceae.
CAACCCCAAUGCGGUAGGCUAUUUCGUGUGACUUCCUUGUUGCGCCAUCUAGUUUCAUCUGUCUGCCGCCGCCACUACUCGACCACACGGAGCGCGUAGCACAUGCAAGAGAUCUCCCACUAACACCAACGACAAAAUGCCGGGCUUACGGGACAUUUUAAAGAAGAAGGACAAAAUCAGCAAUGAAGCGCAACCUGCGCCUGCUGCCCUCGCCCCGCCUGCGCCUGAAUUCACGAUCAUCCGCUCGACUACGAACUUCCAAGAGAUUCUGGAGCCGCCCGCACACCCUCAAGACGACAACGACGCCAAUCGCCCUCGCGAUAGCAAAGAGAAACGGCGCUCGCUAGGGCUGCGCGGCUUCUCAAGCUCAUCAGCAGCGAAAGAUCUAUCACCUGAGGCGCAUAAGUCGAGCCAGCAGCUAGGCGUGCGACCUCGAGGAGAACGGCGCCUCUCUGAUCGGCUGCAUCUACACCGUCGAGAUCGAUCACGCUCUGCGUCGGCAGAGACGAGUAGCAAUCUCCCAGAGGACUUGCCUGCCGCACCUCAGGCAUUGGCAGCACGGCCAAAGGAGAAAAGCGUGGACGAUGCUGCGACUCAGGCAAACAAGGAGCAGCAAGAUCAGGAGCAAGAACAGCGAGAAGCACAAUGGGAGAAGCGGGCGACAAUGCUGGCCAUGAGCAGUCCUUUCCGCGAGACCGGAAAGGCCCCUGGUCCGAGCAGGAGCAGGAGUCCGAGCAUUUCAGACGCUUCGGGGGACAUCAACAUCCAAGAAGCUAUACGCCUGCAUGAAGAAGGCAAGCUCAAAGAAUCGAGCGAGAUGUUCGGUGCAUUGGCCAAUCCUAAAGGUGCAAACAAUGCGCUCGCAGCUGUGCUAUAUGGCCUUGCUUUACGACAUGGCUGGGGCAUACCCAUUGACGCUGAGAAAGCCAUCUACUACCUGUCUUUGGCAGCAUCGAAUUCCGCCUCAGUCGAAGAACAGGCUCUGGCAUCUGGUAUGAAGAAAGGAGGGUCGGCACGCGGCGAGCUCGUCCUUGCCAUUUUUGAGCUGGCAAACUGUUUCCGAAAUGGCUGGGGUGUCGCGAAAGAUCCAGUCGCGGCUAGACAGUACUACGAAACCGCCGCAAAUCUCGGCGAUACUGACGCCAUGGAAGAAGCAGCAUGGUGUUAUCUGGAAGGCUUCGGAGGAGCCAAAGACAAGUUCAAAGCGGCGCAGUACUUACGCUUGGCCGAGUCGAGAGGAUCGAAAGGAGUUUCCCAAAGCUGGAUUUGGAAGGACAAGUACAAUCCUAAAUGACAUCACGAUGUAAAGAGAGAAGGAAAGCCACGAGACACAGUACCAGAGUAACAGACUCCACAUGGGAGCAGACCGUGGAUUUGGUCGAAUGUACAGCAGUAUAUAUCCCGUUACACGCAACCGACAUCUA